Messenger RNA from Rhizophagus irregularis DAOM 181602=DAOM 197198, 468 nucleotides. Lineage: Eukaryota; Fungi; Glomeromycota; Glomeromycetes; Glomerales; Glomeraceae. The record is from RefSeq and is a predicted model, not a curated record.
AUGAAACCUAAAACUAAUUUAGCACCAAGAAAACCGAAUUUUAAAUAUCAACUUGAUUCAACUUUGAUUGAAUCAGACUAUGUUCCCAUUUUUGCUUCAUGGAUUGAUAAAAAAGAUUCUUCACAUUAUAAUAGAAAAAAUAUCCCUUAUGAUUUUAAAUUAUUACAUCGAUCAAGUCAAGAUGGAAAUAAUACUUUAUCUUUUCAUAGAAAUUGUGACAAUAAAGGAGCUACUAUUUGGAUCGCAAGAAUUAAAAAUUCCACACAAUUAAUUGUAAGUUAUGUUAGUAUGCAGAAUAGGGCUUUUUUUUGUGGAGAUAGUCAUGGACCAACUAUGGGUAAUUUAUACUGUCUUAAUGAUGCUUGGUCUUAUAAUAAUAAUGAUAAUGGAAAUCGUUAUCCUAAAAUAGGGAUCCCAGCAAAAUUUGAGGUAGAAGAUUAUGAAGUAUUUCAAGUAAUUAAAAGAUAA